Musca domestica (house fly) is the source of this 2639-nucleotide messenger RNA. It is a transcript of the gene meru, whose product is annotated as probable WRKY transcription factor protein 1. The record is from RefSeq and is a predicted model, not a curated record. The transcript has 5 exons. The coding region runs from base 852 to 2474 and encodes 540 amino acids. Lineage: Eukaryota; Metazoa; Arthropoda; Insecta; Diptera; Muscidae.
GUUAGUCACUCGUCGUCAAGGAUACUGUGCGUUACAUAUUCUGCUAGAGCUCGCGACCAAAGAAAUGCUAUGUUUAAACUGUCCGUUGCCCCAGUAACGUGACCAGCCAACGUAAAAAAAACCAUAACUCGUGGAAAAAAAGAACAAACUAACUGUGGAAAAACGAAAAGAAACUCAGUCAUUAUUACACUCUAUUGCCAACAAUUCUGAGAAAUAUUUACAUAUCCUACUGGCCCUAUACAUACAAACAUAUAAGCGGGCCCAAGAAGUGUCCUGAACAGCAAGAGCCUUACACUGGCGAACGCUAAUGCAUUUUGCUAAACAGAGAUAGACUCAAAAGGAAAAAUCUACAACAACAACCCAUAGCUGUUAGAACGUAGAAGCAGCAGCAGCAGCAGCAGCAGCGACAACAAAAACAGCAACAGAAACUAGAAAUGACGCCUAACAUCUAGCCAAAGUUCCUAGACUUGUGCUAAAAUCGUAACAGAAAUUCAAAUGUGAAAAGUAGUCGAGAAUGAAAGCUCAAAGGAUUAACAUGCUUUCCACCAGCAAGGAUCUAAACUAGAGACAAUUGCCAGACAUUGGAACAUUAGUGAUAUUGGAACAUUAGUGUGUGGAACAACAGUGCCAGAAUAUAUCAAUGACAAUUUAAAGCAAAUAAUUCGAUUUUUUAAUUUUUAUUUUUAUUUGAGUUUUGAUUUUUUAUUAAAAAAAAAAACGAAAAGUGUUUUGAUUUUGUUACAUUUCUAAAUUUCAAAUCAAAGUGCCAUAAACUUUUUGCUGAACUACAAUUAAGACUGAGGCAGAAAACAAGGAUUUCUAUUUGCAACAAAAAUUGUAGAAACAACAAAAUGGCUCCGCAACAAAAUUCCACACUUAUCGAUGAAAAUCUUGAUGUUAGUCCUUCGUUGAUUAAUAUACCCGAAGAAAUUAGUCGUUAUAGUCCCAUAUUGCCGCCAAAGAACCAACGAAAUCACGAUAAGAAUAACAACAACAACAAUCAUAGCAAGAACCACAACAACAACAUCAACAACAACAAUAUUAAUAACAAUAAUGACAACAACAAUCAUCAACAAGAUGUCAACUUUGUACGUAAUUGGGAACAAACGGAAAGGGAAAAACGUCAUUUUCACAAAUACAAACACCAGCGCAGCGGAAGUUAUCGCAGCGGCUGCAGCCGACGUAGUCGUUCCAUUUCGUUGUACGGCGUAAAUAGUACAAUUGAACAAGGUCAUAAGGAAAUCACGAUUUGGCUUGGCGAUGAACCCCGUUACGUUUCUGGUGUUACAAAUAAAACAACAUGCAAUGACAUAAUCAAAGCUUUGAUUGAUGAUGAGAUCCGUUGUGGCAAUUAUGAAUACUGUCAACGUUUAAAAGAUGGUACAGCAUCGCGUGACUACAGCGAUUACGUUAUAACGGAAUGUUGGCGCGGUAUUGAACGCAGCUAUGAUGGCAAUAUGGCGAUACUGCCCGUGUGGAAAGCCUGGAGUCGUGUACACAAUGAGAUUCGUUUAAGUUUGAAACAUCACAAAGACAUACAAGAUCCUAGCAAAGCGUUCAAAAGUAACACCACCCUAACCUGUAUACGCAACUACAUUUGUAAGCUAUUGAAAUUUGGACGAAAGAAAUCCAACAAAAAGAAAAACCAGCAAAAAUUAUCAUCCAAUAAUGGCCAGAAAACGAAGACAAACGAAACAAAUUCCGGCAAAGACAAUAAUGGGAAACUACUGGACAAACUAAUACCAGAUUCUGCUGAGAAUGAUACCAAUGGGGUUGAUUUGAACGGGCUAAAUACGAAUCUAAAGCCGUCGAAGGAGCAGUCAGAUGUGAGAGCCAAAAACAAAGUCAACAAAGAGAAACUAUAUCGUUUAUCCGAAAAUCGUUCAUCGCAACGUAAACGCCGAAGCCAUCGACGUAAAGAGAAGCGAAGUAGUAGUACCGCCCAUGAUAAAAUAUCCAACGCCGAAUGUAGCAGCAAUUAUUUGCGAAGACGUAAAGACUCCACCAUUCGCAGUUCGGUUCGCAGUAAACUAGCUCAAAAGAAUGCCCAAAUGAAUGAACUAUACGAUCGGGAAUAUGCUCUGACCAAAGAACUAACCAAUAAAUGCAAACUCUAUAAGUUACAAAAUGAACUGUAUACUGCCGCAGACAAAGAUCUAGAAAUGUCAGUGGGACAAAUUCAGGAAAACAUUGAAGCCUACGCUAGGGAAAUCAUACGCACCGAACAUGAGCUACUCGAGGUCAAAAAGGAAAUCAAACAGGAUAUAUCGAUAAUAAACAAUCUAAAACGUCUGACAUUGGAAACCAAUCCAAAUGAAUGCGGUGUCCCCGUCGACAUUGAGAAGUUGUUGAAGCCAGAAGCGCAACCCCUACCCACCCCCAUUGACACUGCCGAACCCAAAUGCAACGAACAAAUGUUAUUUGUUGAUAAUAUUUAUGAAUUUUGUGACAAUAACGCCAGCAUGUUGGUUUAAAUCAACUCCACGGUGUGUCUACAUACCCACAUACAUGUAUAUGUAAUAGCAUAAAAUGUCUAAUGCCGUCGAAGAAUUGCCAAUUUAGUAUUUAAGAUUUGUUAAGUUUAUUUAUAUUUUAGUACAUAAGUUUUUUACAUUGUUUAAAUAAAACGAAAAAUUGUA